GAUAUCGCGAGAGAUGUUCCGAAUAAAACAAAAUGUCUGCGCCCAUGAACACAAACGCUUUAUAAACUUUAUUGGUUUUAAUCUAUUCGAUACAGCUUUCAGAUCAUGAACCAACACAAGAAAAGAAAGUUUCAAGGAACAAGUCAUUCUGUUCCAGAUCACAAGAAGACAAAGCUAGAUUCAAUAAAAAAUGAAAAUUUAAAAGCAAACAAAAAGAUACAACAUAAAGGAACUACAGAUUCUAUAAAACCACAGAAGGAAGGAAAGACUAAUAAAACAGUUAUAAGUGUUCAGACUUCAGAUAAACAGCCUAGUCUAAAAAAGAAAAAGAAACAAUGGCAAUCUGUGAAAGAAAAAAGAAAGAGACUUAAGAAAAAAUAUUUAAAUAUUGACAAAAGUAAUUUAACUGAAACAGAUAAAAUUACACAAGCUAUUCUUCCUGAAAAUAAAGUAAAAUUACCACAAACAUCUAGUGAAUAUUCAUCAAAUUGGAAAAACCUUAUGAAGACAUUUAACAUUCCACAGACAAAGAAAAAAAAGAAGAAGAAACAUGAUGAAAAACAAUUACCCAGUGGACAAACAAAGAAUGACGAGGAAAAGGAACCAGAAAUUUGGUUUGAUGAUGUAGAUGACAUUCUGCUGGACAGGAAACCAGAAUCUUCACUAAAACAGUCUGAUAACCUUGUCAAGCAGCAAUCAUUUACAGGGUUGACAAAAGAUAUUGCCAUUGAUUGUGAAAUGGUAGGGGUUGGAUGGGAUGGGCGAGACAAUCAGUUAGCUAGAGUGUCCAUUGUUAACCAUUUUGGUAACUGUGUUUAUGACAAGUUUGUGAAACCCAAAGAAAAGGUUACAGAUUACAGAACUCAUGUUAGUGGUAUCAGACCAGAAGAUAUUGAAAAUGCUAAUGAUUUUGAAAAAGUACAAAAAGAAGUAUGUGAAAUACUGAAAGAUAGAUUACUUAUUGGUCAUGCUAUCCAGAAUGACUUGAAGGUGUUGUAUGUUAGUCAUCCUAAGAAUAUGAUAAGGGAUUCAUCUAAAUACAAACCAUUCAGGCAGCUGUUUGAUGGAAGAAAUCCUUCAUUGAAAAAACUCACAGCAAAAGUCUUAGGUGUCGCUGUACAGGAAGGGGAACAUAACAGUGUACAAGAUGCCCAAGCUGCUAUGAGACUUUAUACCAUGAAUAAAAAAAAAUGGGAGAAAGACUUCAAAGACAAACAUAGACAAAUAAAGAAAGGGCCUAAGAAAAAGAAAAAACUUACAGUUGAAUAAAGGAAAAAUGCUCAAUA
Mytilus trossulus (common blue mussel) is the source of this 1286-nucleotide messenger RNA. RefSeq lists its product as uncharacterized. Gene Ontology annotation, cellular component: nucleus. Bases 106 to 1269 code for a protein of 387 amino acids. Gene Ontology annotation, molecular function: nucleic acid binding; 3'-5' exonuclease activity. NCBI's taxonomy places the organism in Eukaryota, Metazoa, Mollusca, Bivalvia, Mytilida, Mytilidae. The record is from RefSeq and is a predicted model, not a curated record. Gene Ontology annotation, biological process: rRNA processing. The transcript has 8 exons.